This is a messenger RNA of Mytilus californianus (California mussel), 1905 nucleotides long. Its product is annotated as UBX domain-containing protein 7-like. The coding region runs from base 56 to 1510 and encodes 484 amino acids. Gene Ontology annotation, molecular function: ubiquitin binding. The transcript is spliced from 11 exons. NCBI's taxonomy places the organism in Eukaryota, Metazoa, Mollusca, Bivalvia, Mytilida, Mytilidae. Gene Ontology annotation, biological process: proteasome-mediated ubiquitin-dependent protein catabolic process. The record is from RefSeq and is a predicted model, not a curated record. Gene Ontology annotation, cellular component: nucleus.
CAAGAGUAAGAUGGUUACCAGAAAAAAGAGGUUUCCGAAGUUAGCGGCUUGAAGAAUGGCAACAAAUGUUGACAAUGCUAUUUUAGAGCAGUUCUGUGCAAUUACAGGAGCUACAAAUGAAGUUGGUGUUCGUUUGUUAGAAGCAUGCAACUGUAACCUUGACAUGGCCAUAGGAAUGCACAUGGAUAGUAAUGCGGAUGGUGUUGUAACAGAGAAUGAUCAGCCGUCAACAUCAGAUUAUGGGAAUGAUGGGGAUGAAGUUAGAGCUCCAAUACCACAGAGAAGUGAGACAUUGAUAGAAGAAAUGCCAAUUUAUGGUUUUAGAGGCAGAAGAAGAAAAGCAAGAUCGGUAUUUGAUGGAUUUCGGGAUUUUCAGGCUGAAGCAAAACAACAAGAAGAAAUGUUAACAUCUGGCAGUGUCCCCAGUGUUCCCAACAAGAAGAGAACAUUAGAAGAUUUAUUUCGUCCUCCUAUAGAUAUCACUUUCAAGGGAACAUUUGCAAGUUUACGAGAUGAAGGUAAAACCAAGAAUAAAUGGCUAUUGGUUAAUGUCCAGAAUGUACAAGAAUUUGUUUGCCAGGCGUUAAACAGAGAUGUAUGGAGCAACAGAAAUGCCAAGGCUGUCAUCAAGGACAAUUUUAUUUUCUGGCAGGUGUAUCAUGAUAGUGAAGAAGGAAAGAAGUUUUGUCAGUUUUACAAAGUCCACCAGUGGCCAUUUGUUGCAGUGGUGGAUCCACGAACAGGUGAAAACAUGUCAACAUGGAACAGAUUAGAUGCCACAGUUUUCUGUGAACUAGUUACAGAUUUCUUGAUGGAGCAUCCUUACAAUGAUCCAUCUGAGGAACCCAGUCCAGCAGCAAAACGUGCACGUCGAGAACCAAGCAUCGUGGAUGCUACCGAAGAUGAACAAUUACAGGCAGCCAUGCAAGCUUCUAUUAACCAAAACAAAGUGCCUCAAACUGUUAUUAUAGAUUCAGAUUCCGACAGCAAUGAUAUUGAAACAUUCUCAGGUUCCGAAGACGAAGUGUCACAAUCCCCUCUUAAGUCAUCGCCAGAUGUAAAAAGUAUAAAAUCAGCCAAAGAGAAGUUAAACGAUAAUAAGACAAACACUGAUAGUGCUAGCAAUGACCAAGAUUUGAAAAACGAUUCCGUAAACAAUAUUUCCAAUUUAAGUGAAAGUGAAAGCAGCAUGUUGAAUAAUACAGGAAGUUCAGAUAAUUAUUGUUUAAGUGAAGACAGAAAUUAUAAACAUUUCCUUGGUAAAGAUACAGAUCCUCAGACAUCACUGAUGAUCAGAUUUCCUGAUGGAAACAGACAGCAGUUUUCGGUAUCCUGUAAAUCUAAACUUAUGGCAUUAGUGCUAUAUGUUGCAGAAAAUGGAUUUAGCAAUGAACAAUAUGAACUUGUCACAAAUUUCCCAAGACGCAAAUUAUCAUACAUGGACUUUGAACUUACAUUGGAGGACGUGGGACUUUAUCCCCAGGAAUCAGUGUUUGUGCAGGCAAGGUGAAGAAUAUCAUGAAGAGUCAAUCUUUAUAGACAAUCUAAGCCAAAUGUACAGUGAAUAUCAUUGAUGAUAUAACUAGAUCUCAAUUUUAAGCUCAAAUUCAAAUCGUGCCUCAAUUACAAUAGGUAAACGCCACCUACCUCGAGAUUUUUUUUAUUGUUUUACCUGAAAUACAUUCCUAUUUAUGGAGUGGUAAGGCUAAAGAAAUUAUUUGAUAUGCAAACAUUCAAACUGGAAGGCAGGGAUUAAUGGAAGUGAUACUCGCUUUUGAAUGAGUCAGUUGACAAUUUUAUGUCAGAAAUGCCAGUGCCAUCUCAGGAGUUUUUCAGCUCAGCCAGAACAGGAAUUAUAUUGGUGCAUAAUUUAUGUAAAUUUUUAAUAAAUAUUUUUACCAGCAA